Messenger RNA from Tympanuchus pallidicinctus (lesser prairie-chicken), 1640 nucleotides. It is a transcript of the gene CUNH1orf52, whose product is annotated as chromosome unknown C1orf52 homolog. NCBI's taxonomy places the organism in Eukaryota, Metazoa, Chordata, Aves, Galliformes, Phasianidae. The record is from RefSeq and is a predicted model, not a curated record. The transcript has 3 exons. The coding region runs from base 342 to 1184 and encodes 280 amino acids.
UUCUUUUUACAGAAGUUGUCUCUGGUGGAAAGAGUGACAGUGUGAAAUCUGUGUUGGUACUGCCUUGAAGAGGGCAUGAAGGUAGGACUGCCUUGAAGAGCCCCGUGGAGAGAGAGCACACAUGUGAAAUGGAGACCUUGUCUGCUGUGUGUGGCUCAUGGCUGGUAUUGCUAACCUGAGAGUCUGAAUAACAGCAAGAGUGCUGGGAGUUCCUCCUGCUUUCCAAUGCCAGCUGCGGGGCCUGAUUGCCUGCAUGCUGCCCAACAGCUGCCACAAGCUGAUGUGGGUGGAGGUGCCCCAGAGCGGUGCUGGGAGCCUUACCUGCCCCGAGGCUGAGGGCAAUGCCAUUUCUCUCUGUUCCCUCCAAUGAAGCUCACGGGUGUGAAAAAGAGAAACGGAGGUUGACUCAGUUUCACGUCUCAUUCUCUUUUCAUCUGUGGUCCUUUUUCCUUUUAAGCCCUAACUUACCGGGUCGAACGCUCGCUACUCAAGUGCGAAUGCAGGAAGGCCAGUUAUUUCCCUCCCUUUCUCCCGGACGCCGGUUGCCGCCCGCAAUGCAGGCCGGGGCCGGCGGGCGGAACCCUCGGCGCGGGGUCGGUUUCCGUGCGGGCGGCGAAUUGCGCAGCCCCGCCAUGGCGGCGGAGGGAGAGGAUCCGCUGGGCUACUUCGCGGCCUACGGCAGCUCCAGCUCCGACUCGGAGGCCGACGAAGCCUCGGCCGAGGAGCGGCAGACAGGAGCCGGCGCAGCGGCGGGGAGCAGCCCGGGAAGCCGGCCGAAGCUGCCGCCGCCGGACGAGCUCUUCCGAAAGGUGUCCCAGCCGCCCGCCUUCCUCUACAACCCGCUCAACAAGCAGAUCGACUGGGAGAGCCGCGUCCUGCGGGCGCCCGAGGAGCCGCCCAAGGAGUUUAAGGCGUGGAAGACGAACGCCGUGCCGCCGCCGGAGGUGUACAGCCCGCCCGAGAAGAAGCCUCCGCCGGCCCCCGCCGUCGACAUGGCCAUCAAGUGGUCCAACAUCUACGAGGACAACGGCGACGACGCGCCGCGGCCCGCCGGCAGAGCCAGGUUCCUGCCGGAGGAGGAGGAGGAGCACGCGGUGUCAGAUGAUGAAAAAGAUGAUGAACCAGCUUAUGCUAAGAAACGGAAACUAGACUCCGGGGAGAAGACAAAGAGGAAGAAGGUAUAAGCAGAAUACGCUUGGUUUUAGUGUGAUGAGAGUUUAAAUGAACUUGGAUUCCUCUGGAAUGUGGAACAAAUACAUGUUUACUGAAUUUCUCUCUCCUGUUGGGUAGGGAAUUUUAUUUCAGCAGUAUGCUUGCCUUUUGGAAAGCACAAAACUUAACGGACAGUGUUGUGGUAGAAACUCAUCUGCUAAACAAAAUUUAAACCUGUUAAUUUAAAGAGGUGUCUUAAAACGUUGUGAUGGAGACUUGUGCUCAUGGGUACAGGAUUCACUGGUAUUUUGUUUAUCAAGAAACCUGGUAGCGUGAGCUUUUCUUGACUGAUUUUUCCAUUGUGUCAAAGCCUUUUAUAAAGGAGCAUAUACUAAAGAUUCUUUAAGUAUUGUACUGUGAUUUGUUUGAAUGAUGCUGUUUUGAAAUUUAUGUAAAGAUAGUCACUGGAAUAAAACUACAUUUUGAAA